CAUGAUACCACGCACAUAUUUUAAUCCAUUGGGUAUGUGUUUAAGCAACUAGUACAAAAAGUUGAACUGGUGCAAGUUUUGCAUAAUUAUGGACAAUCAAGUAAUACAUCAAUUAUUAUUGAAGAUUAGAUUAUUGAAGUUGUAAGGUAAUUUUCUGUAAUGUUUUAGUUUGGCAAGCAUGUUUUAUAAUAUAAAGCAUAUCCUACACUACAUUCAGGAACACAAUCAAAAUUUUAUGUGUAUAGAUUAGAAGGGCACUCUAAUUCACAAAUUUUUUUCAAUUAGUUGUUAUAUUUGAAAGGACCUUUACUGUUACAACUAAUAACACAACUAGUUAGAUAAGGAUUAAAAUAUCUAUUAGAAUAGCAAGCUAAGCAAUUUAAAUCACUUGGCCCAAAACAAUAUUUACAAUUAUCAUGGCAAUAAAUUGUAUCAUAUCGUAUAAAGCCUCUUCCAUAUAUUAUACAGC
Paramecium sonneborni is the source of this 469-nucleotide messenger RNA. The record is from the annotation of a GenBank genome assembly. NCBI's taxonomy places the organism in Eukaryota, Ciliophora, Oligohymenophorea, Peniculida, Parameciidae.